This is a messenger RNA of Drosophila mojavensis, 2002 nucleotides long. RefSeq lists its product as uncharacterized. Lineage: Eukaryota; Metazoa; Arthropoda; Insecta; Diptera; Drosophilidae. The record is from RefSeq and is a predicted model, not a curated record. Bases 927 to 1412 code for a protein of 161 amino acids. The transcript has 8 exons.
UGGCGGCUUUCGUGUGAGGUGGAACGUGACGUAAACGCGUUAGGGACGCUCGCCAUACGGCGUACGCUACGUGUCGUGAAUAUUACGUUAGUUAUUAAAAAAAUUAAUAUACAUAGUUGCUAUACAAUUAAAGUACGAGUCGUAUAACUAAAAUUAGACAAAAUCAAAGUGAAUCUGGGCUAGAGCGAAGUUUUGUGUUCAUUUGAAGCCCUAAGCACCUCAUAGGUGUUAAAUUUGUUUUGAUUGAACUGCGCAAACUCCGGAAACGUCAAACGCCAAUCGAAGCUGCGCUGCUUCAGUCGCUGCCUCUGCCACUGCCACUGCCACUGCCACUGCCGGUGCCGCUGCCUUUGCCUUUGCCAAUGAAUGCUCACUCGAACGUUUUCCCGUUAGCCAAGUCCUCAGUUAUUUAGCGGCUUUUGUGCGCAACACAACUGAACGGAACGACGUGUUGUCGAACUGUUUAACGUAACGAGCAAUGCGUUUAACGUAAGCAAAGCAACAACAACAACAACGGCAGCAACAACCGAUACAACAAUAUCAAAUAACUAUCCGGCAUUAUAACGAGUGUUUGCCCCUGUGUCAAGGGAGCGUAAAAAUAGAAAAAAAUCGAACACGUUGAUUCCAUAAACAAGUGUGUAUACCGUUCACAGUGAAAACACAAUUCAAACAUAAGGAAAAAAAAACUUUUAAUAUAAACAAAAUAUCAGAAAAAUAAAAUAAAAAUAAAAUACAAAAAUCAGCGCACUUCAACAACAACAAGCACCGCAGGAGACUGGCGAAAUGCAUUAGGCGAGCGAGCAAGGAAAUACUUGGCCGAAAAUGCUGCAACGCCCGCAUUGGCAUUGGGCCACAUAACGGAGUCCCUCCCCCACCCAUUCAGCAUCCUCAGCGAGGCCGCGUGUUGAGUCGAGUGUGUUUCAACCAUGGCGGCGCCCACGUCAAUGGAAAUCAGCUGCUGCCUGGUGCUGCUGCUCCUGCUGCUGUUCAUCCACAACGGCUACUGCAUAGACUGCUUCAAGUGCGUUUCGAAUAACGGCGCCAACAGGGCCUGCGACGAUCCAUUUCAUAACAACUACUCCACCGCCAUCCUCGAGUCGCCCUGCAUGGGCGGUCGCAAGGGCCGCGACGGCCUCUUCCCGGCCACCGCCUGCAUUAAGAUCGCCGGCUACUAUGAUGACAACGGCGAAACGAUAACGGUGCGCGGCUGCGCCCUGGACAGCGGCACACUCACCACAGACACAGAGAUCAUAAGAAUGUCGCAUUGUGGAAAGUUCUACUAUGACAACAGAUACGUUCACGGCUGCCUUCAGAGCUGCAGUGAUGCGGACGCCUGCAAUGGCAGCCACCCCAAGGACGUGGAAUCCUUGCUGCUUAGCGUUGCGUUGCUGCUUUUGGCAACUGCAAGGUAGCAGUAACAACAACAACAGCAACAACAGUUAUAAUAAUGGGAAGCAACAGCAAAUAGAGCUGUAGCUAGCGACCCAUGAAAGAUGAAGGAAGGGAUUAAGCUAAAGUGAACGUGAAAAAAGCAUUUAAUAUAAUUCAGCUGCGCGAAAAUAUUUGUACACAUUACAUCCGCUGCUCUAUCUGUAUCGUCUCUCUCACUCUCUCUCUCUCUCCCUCACCAGCUAUUGUGUGUCUAGAUCUAUCUCUCCCACUCUCUCAGUGUCUACAAUUGCACAUAACAGUAAUUGCGCACAAGGAUAACACAGGAUAACAUGGCAGAAAAAAAAAUGAAAUAAAAACAAUGUGAAGCAUAUUUAUAUGGAAUUCAUCAAGCAAUUAUGUGAUUUAUAAAUGAAUAUUUAACAACUAUUUAACAAUAACUGAUGGAAAAAAAAGAAAAAAAAAAACACUUAAACAAAACGAAUAUUAAACAACUUAAUUUAAACUCUUUACCUAUAAAAUACAAAUAAAACGCAAAGCGCUCCUAGGUAAUUAUCGAGUCAAAAUCAAAGCUAAAAAAAAAAUGAAAAAAAAAAAAGAAAGAAACGAGAAU